AUGGGCUGGCUUGACGGCGACUCCAUUGCCAAUGCGAUACCUUACCUGGAGAGACGGGGCGACGAAUAUGAAGUUGACUUGGAUGAUCUCUAUCCUGCAUGCGGGUCAGUCCAGGAGCUGUACGAGUACUAUGCGGCAAUGCAGCAGCAAAAGGGAUCCAAGCGCGAUGUAGCCAAUCGCAUACUGGAAGGGGACUGGAGACAUGGGCUAUCGUUGUAUCAGCUCGCAAUGGUCGAUUUCUACCAUCUAGAAGAACACCCCAUGUCUCAAAAAUGGACAGCCUAUAAGAUCCUGCCGCUGAAGCCUCCAACGCAAGGUGCCGAUGACGAGGUCCUUCAGGUCGACGAUAAAGCGUUGAAUGUUCCUCGCUUCCACCCAUCAACGUUUUUACAAAGCCUCCAAGACCAAGUCUUGCCAGAUAUCAAGGCGCACUAUCAUUUUCAUCGACCCAAAGAUCUCCCAGUCUUGCUGCUGCGCAUCUUCGUUAUCGAAUCCCCGUAUAACAGCAGCCUGGCUCUAUCUAAUGCUACCAAUUUUACCUCGUCUCGGACGGUGUAUCUCGCGUUCCCCGAUGGUUCAUCCCACAUCUAUAUUACUAAAUCUCAAUCCAACGGUCCGGCUGCUGCGGGUGAAUCGAGGAGCCUUCAGAACUUGAUUGUCCAUGGAGUACCCAAAGCACUAUCUCGACCAAGAGAACGAUAUACUCUUAUUCCAACAAGUCUGACAAGCAGAAACUUGGAAACACUGUUGGAUAAAAGAGGGCCUGGGCGAGGAAAUGCCGCUGGAGGCGGUUGGAGCGUUUACGCCUCCGAUAAAAACAAGAAAUCUCCGCUUGACGCCAUCCUCCCCAGCCCUCCGCUCUCAAGAGAGCCCUCCCUCACUGAUCAGAAUCGAAAGAGGUUGAAACCGCUAGACCAAAAUCAACGCGCUGCCAAAAGAGCUAGGCUAAUUGCCAAAGCGCGAUUCGGUGACUCUGGCCUCGUCGCCGAUGGAAAAGGUAUCGAAAAGGUUGACAUCUUACUCAAAGACCCUUUCCCUACAGCCACCGCCGCCGCAGAAGCCCAAGGACACGACGAAGAGCAGACCAUUACUCCUGGAGAGCCUUCAACUUCAGCUCGGAGAAGAACAAUUGACGCUGCGCUUCGCCAAGCUGCUGAUGGUGAUGAAGAGCUGAGUGAGCCGGAGAACCCUUCACAGUGGCGGCCAACAGUCCAAAUUACAUUUCAGGGGAAUCACGUCUUUGCCGGUAUUCGACAGCUUGUUGAAGCCGGCAUUGUGGACGGCGAGCGUAUGCCCGGUUGGAUGACAGGUGAAGAUGGCGUUACUGUAGGCGUCGUAAGGCAAGGACGAAUACGGGGUAACAAGGGCUCGGGAUUAUGAAGUGGUCUCUAAUGUUCUUGUCUUUUUUUUUUGGAUGUACUGUAUACUGCUCUUUCUAUGCGCUUGAUACCCAUUACGAUGAACCAUGACAAGUCUAGUUUCUUUCACCAAGUCCAAAAACGCUUACUGUGUUUUUCCAAGACGCCUCGCAAAGCUCUUCGAUGGUUACCCCUUUAACGGCGGCAACG
Trichoderma atroviride IMI 206040 is the source of this 1568-nucleotide messenger RNA. RefSeq lists its product as uncharacterized. NCBI's taxonomy places the organism in Eukaryota, Fungi, Ascomycota, Sordariomycetes, Hypocreales, Hypocreaceae. The record is from RefSeq and is a predicted model, not a curated record. Gene Ontology annotation, biological process: chromosome segregation; CENP-A containing chromatin assembly.